CUCCAGCCGCCACCACGCCACGCACCACACGAUCCACACUCAGCCGCAAGAGGCCGUCGAGUGCGCUGCUGAUCGAGCGCCUUCGACACCCGCCGCGCUGCUGGUUCCGGAACGACCCCAGCCCAUCCAGCUACCAGUCGAGAGGGAGAGCACAAGGUACCAGCAACGCAGUGUGUGACAUCAAGACCUUGGACUACCGCAAGUGUUGAAGUCGCUGUCAUAGUGUCAACAACAGGUGGCUCGUCUUCAAGCACAGCAACACCCUCUAAGAGAGCCUGUGUUAGCUAGUGACUGUGCUCAGAUGGGCCUGUACUACACGUGAUGAGAGUCAACGGCCUACAAGGAUAGUUCUUAAAGAGACUCAUUCAAGUUUCCAUAGCUGCGGGGUGCCUCAGAGCGAACCGAGACUCCCGUAUCAAUCUCUCGUCUAAUUAAGUACUUUGGGCUCAGCAGAAGUGCUAAAGACGAAGUUGCUGAACUACCAAUCUACAGUUCAUCUACGACAAGUGACUACCUACGCCAACGCCUACACGCUACAUUUCGCAUCCGAAUCCGGCUCACUUGGCAGCAAAAUUGCGGUGAACAAAUAGGCGACGGAAAACAGAAAGACUCUCCGUCUGAGGGAAGUGGGUCGCAGAGUACGAGCAGCGGCGUCGCAGCGGGCAAGACCCACAGGUGACGAUUGACAGCACUGUUACACGGACUACGCGCUCCCGAGCCACCGACCAGCAAAUUCGUUGCGUGGAAGUGUGACCGAGCCGGUAAAAGCCUGCGGACAGUCGAAAAGUGUGUGUGCGUACACAAGCGUAGUGUUCUGCUCAAGCGGAAAAGUGACAAUCACAGGACAUGUGCCACCACAGGUUCUAACCCAGAUCGUCACAGCGCCCGAUUUCUGUUCGCAGACAGCCUUCACGUGGAUAUUACAAACAAGAUGCUCCGCUGGCCGCUGUUGGUGGCCUGCUGCGGCCUCCUGCUGCUGGCGCGGCCGUGCGUCGCGCAGUGCCCGUGGUCUGCCCAGCAGUUCGCAGACCUGUCGUCGGGCUGCGUGUGCGCCUUCAACUCGGCGCAGGAGCUGUCGGUGCAGUGCGACGGCGUGGACUGGGCGCGGCUGGUGCGCGCGCUGUCGCGCCUCGGCGCGCAGCCGCUGGACCUGCUCUACGUCACCAACAGCUCGGUGGCCGCCCUGCAAGACGGCGCGCUCGCUCCCCUGUCCGCCGUCCGCUCGCUGCAGAUCUCCGGCUGCGGGCUGCGCACCGUCGCCCCGGACGCCUUCCGCGGCCACGAGACCGUGCUUCGCAACCUCAACCUACAGGACAACGAGCUGGGCGCGGUGCCGUCGGCGGCGCUGUCGCGGCUGUCUGCGCUGACGCACCUGGACCUGUCGCGCAACCGCCUGGCGCACGUGCCGGCGGGCGCGCUGGAGCCGCUGUCGUCACUGGCGACGCUGCGGCUGGCCGACAACGCCAACGUGACGCUGGCGGCGGGCGCGCUGCGCGGGCUCGGCGCGUCGCUGCGCAACCUCAACCUGCGCGGCGCGCGCCUGCGACACCUGCCGGCCGACGCGCUCGCGCCGCUGCGCAGCCUCGCCUUCCUCGACCUCUCGCACAACGCCAUCCGCGAGCUGCCGCCAGGCGGCGUGCUGUCGACGCUGGACUCGCUGGCGGCGCUCAACCUGGAGCGGAACCUGAUCCAGCAGGUGGCGCCAGACGCCUUCGCCGGCGUCAACGACACGCUCACCUCUCUCAGCCUGCUCAACAACCUGCUCACCGACUUCCCCGCAGCCGCCAUCAGCACUCUGGGCGAACUCAGGGUGCUGGACCUAGGCUUCAACCUGGUGGCGGAGCUGCCGGCGGACGCGUUCAGCCGGACGCCGGCGCUGACGCUGCUGGCGCUGGACGGCAACCCGCUGCGGCAGGUGGCGGAGCGCGUGCUGGCGCCGCUGGCGGGCUCGCUGCGCGGGCUGUCUCUGGGCGGGCGCGCGCUGCGCUGUGACUGCCGCCUGCGAUGGCUGGCGCGGUGGCUGCGCUCCUCGGCGCAGCUGCAGCUCACCUCACGCGAGCGCGACCCACAGUUCUGCGGCAGCCCGCACCGGCUGCGCAACCGCAGCUUCGUCAACAUACGGCCCGAGGAGCUGACCUGCAGCGAGGACAACGAGUUGGAGGCGGAAGCGGUCGGCGAGGGGGAGGGAGAGGGGGAGGCGACACCCGUGAAGUCCGGAGAACUGGACGCCGACGCCGGUGACGUCACCGAGUCGCCCCCGAGGCCGCCCGCCCCCACCACGACGACGACGACGACCACCACCACCACCAUCAAACCGAGCUCGACCAUCAAACCCAAGACUGUCGCCUCCACGAAGGCGUCAACCAUCGCUGCCACAAUUCGGCCCACGAGCACUUCCACAGCCACCAUAACAACCACCAGCACCACCACUACCACCACCGCACCGCGCCCUACAACUACUACGGCAAGGGCGCGCGCUCGGCCACCGGCGCAGCAGCAGCAGCAGCACUCCGGCUCGGUGGUGGUGACGCGGUCGUCGACGCCGCCGCCGCCGUCGUGGCGCCGCCACCCGCCGCUUAUCCUGGCGACGACGCCGGCCGAGCCAGCCGUGGUGGUGCGCUCGGCGUCGCGCCAGGACGGCGCCGUCGUCAUCUCGUGGGACUCGCGCGCCGCCGACAUCCCCGGCUUCCGCGUCGUCUACCGCCUGUUCGGCGACCGCGCCUUCAAGCAGGGCCCGCCGCUCGAGCUCAGCGAGCGCGAGUUCAAGAUCAAGAACGUGCCGCCGCAGGAGUGCAUCGUGGUGUGCGUGGUUUCGCUGUCUGACGUCACGGUGACGCCGGAGACGGUGCCGGCGGCGCAGUGCCGGGAGGUGCGCACGGCGGCGGCGGGCGCGCUGCCGGGCAACAUGGACAAGAUCACGAUCGCGGCGAGCGCCGCCAUCUGCGCCACCGUGGUCGUGGCACUGGUCGUGUUCGUGGCGGCGUCGCGGCGGCGCUCGCGCCAGCUGCGCACGCUGCACGGCGGCAAGGCGGCCGGCCGGCCCGCGUCGCCGCACCCGCCGCUCUCCUCGCUGGCGGCGCUCGCGUCGCCCGCCGCCGCGCCACCGGGCUUCGGCCACAAGGAGUGGGACCAGGCGUCCGUUUACAGCGGCCGCAGCAUCCCGCGCCCGCGCGCCUACCACCUCGACCGCCAAGGCUCGCUGACGGCGGGCUGCGCCACGGACGAGGUGCGGUCGCACGCGUCGCACUUCAGCACGGGCAAGGGCGGCAAGUCGCGGUCCGUGGCCGACGGCCAGUCGCAGCACAGCUUCUCCAACCACUCGGCCAGCCGCUACCCGCUCGCGCCCGCCGCCUACUCCUCGGGGCUCGUCAGCUCGCGGCCAGAGCUACGACAAUCGCGGCAGUCGCUGGCAGCCACGGCGAUGACGUCAGAUCGCGCCUCCGGUGCGCACAUGCACGGCCACAGCCACGCGCAUGCGCACCGCGGCCAGGCCAGCAGGCCGCGCACGCGCUCCCGCGAUCGGUCCGGCGUCGUGACGUCAUCGCGACCCGGCAGCCGCUACGGCUCGACGCACACGCUCAGCAACUACUGCGCCGACCCGUCGGACAACUGGACCGACCACGACAUGGACAUUUACAUGGCGCGCAACCCCACCACGCGCGGCGGCCUAGUGCCGCUUUAGGGCUGACCCCCAUUUCCUUAUUGCGAACUGCAACUCCGAUUGCUCGUGGCACCGAGAUUGGUACGGUGUCUCUGAUGCGCUAGCACCGACAGGACAGUGCAAUUGUCAAUACUUAGUAAUUCGCUGGGCAUGAGGAAGAGCUCACACCAUCACAACUAAAUAAGAUACGUCCUUCCUUCUAACUGCUUCCAUCAGUCUGCGAAGGCACACAGUUCUGGGAAACUGAUGUCGGAAUCCCAAUUCUAAAAACCAGUGUAUUGCUGAUAAUGAAAGUCUGAAAAUUUAAAAAUAUAUGCUAAAAAGGCAACUGAAAGUAAAUGAUGAAGUAAGGCAGUGUUGUGUUUAAUCACUGUCACAGGAAUGAAAUUCUGAGAGUUAGCUAGUGCAAGUUGUCCCCAACAAGUGAAUGAAAAGACAGUCACACUCAAACUGCUUCGCAGCACUAGCUAACAUCGUAUCAGUUUUAUGAUGUGCAUUUGCACUGAAAAUGUUGUGCUACUUUUACAGAGCACUAAUAAUUGUGUUGUAACCACAUAUUUUUCUGAAGAUUUUUGGUUUCAAGGAUGAAUGGAAAAGUACUACUUUCGCAGUAUUUUUUUGUCACAAUCGCUUCAGUUUAGUGAGACUCAGCAAGAGAAACUACUAAUGAAACGUGCGUGCGUGUGCGUGUGUGUGUGUGCGUGUGUGUGUGUGUGUGUGUGAGUGAGAGAGAGAGAGAGAGAGAUAUUGUCAUUUACAUAAUACGUGGUAUUGUAAGAAACAUCUGAAUGCAUCUGGUAGCGGAAAAGUCAGAAAACCAUUUACAAGCGAAAGACAGCUCUUUAAACAAUGAAAAAUGUAUAAAAACAAGCUGUACUCUAUAUUUUAUUAAAGUAUAAUCCCUAAUAUUUCUGACAAAUGUGACACUGUCUUCAUGGUUAAUAGAGCAUGAUUAAUAAAUAAUUAAACUAUGAAGUGUGAGACACGUCAGCAACAAGUGAAAAGUGUAUAGCUUAUUAAGUGAAGUCUGAGUUUUUACUGUUACCUCAGGAAAUGAGUUUUGUCCUUUGUAUUUAUAUUAUUGUACAGUGUUUCAGUAAGUAUACAGUUGUUACUUGAAUUGGAUAGAGACUUGCUUCAUGUAGGGUAUGUUAGACAUACCCACAAUUAAGAGGCAUACAACUUGCUCAAGACUGUUUUCAAUAAUAAUGGUGCAUUUCAGUAGUGACUCAAUUAUAGGACAGUCUAGUUUAAUGUCCCUCACUGAAAGACAGAGCGCCAUCUGACAAUCUUCUGGAAAAUGCAGUCUUGCAUUUCCUCCAAUGGAGGCAUAAUUUAUAAUUAUAUUAACUUUUCAUGCCUGAAGUAUGAAUUACAUGCAUCAAACGGCAUUCUUAAUAACCUCUUUGGUAUCUAAAUUAUCUUUGUUAUUACACUAGGAUUAAGGAAGAGAUACUGUUUAGCACGGACCACAAAGUAGCACAAAUUGUUUUCAUUACAUUGAAUUUAAUUGUAAAUCACUUGGUAUAAAUACAAUA
Messenger RNA from Schistocerca nitens (vagrant locust), 5199 nucleotides. RefSeq names its product TLR4 interactor with leucine rich repeats (gene haf). Gene Ontology annotation, molecular function: protein binding. Lineage: Eukaryota; Metazoa; Arthropoda; Insecta; Orthoptera; Acrididae. Bases 932 to 3682 code for a protein of 916 amino acids. The record is from RefSeq and is a predicted model, not a curated record. The transcript is spliced from 10 exons.